AUGACUUCACAUCCGUUUGUGUCGCCCCAGACGCGCUGGGCCACGGUAUGGGUUUGUGCAAUAAACUGUGCGGUGUCUAUUGUGAGCACUUGCCUCUACUACUCUGAGCUUCACCACUUGCACGAUUUCCCAUUCUUUACUGCCCAACUCAACGCAGCCAUUGGCGCUUUGCUCGCAUGGCUGUGGCUUUCGCUGCUGCCUAAAGAUCCGUCGGCCUUGGAUGUGCCGCUGCGCUCCUGGCUUUGGCUGAGUGCGCUGUUGGCCCUUCAGAAUUCUUUGGAAGUUCUCAGCAUUGCGCGAGUGGGCAAUGAUGAUUUGCCGCCGAUUCUUCAGCAGGCUGUCGUGCCGCUGUCUUUGCUCUUUUCCUGGCUGAAAUUGGGCAGGAGCUACACGAAGGGGAUCGUGUGGACGCUGCAGAUCAUUGCCAUGUUGCUUGCCGUGUGCUCUGUAGCCACCGGGGCAUUGGCCAGGGAUGCCGUGGUGACCUCGCUGGGCUUUCUGAGCCUCGCCUCCGUGGCGCUGGGCGCCGCGGUCGGCACCUGGCUCGAAGCGGAGUACUUGCAGAGGUUCUGGCAACUCUACCGCUCGUCGAAGUACCUGCACAUCCAGUCUGAUCAGCCACAGAAGCUUCCAACAGAUGUUUUUCUCCGCUUCCCUGAGAGCACCAGACUGGAUGAGAGCCGUUCCUUGGGUUACUUAACGAAAGGCAACAUCUACUGCGUGGCUCCCAUUUUCGUGUCUGGCCAGAUCGCUUCGGAGGUGUGGUACUGGGCAGUGGGCAAGAAUUGCUGCGAAAGGCUCCUGGGCAUGGCUUUGGAUACAGCAAUUGCCUGCAGAGACACAGCUUUGGUUGUGGACCGCAGCCACAACAAGCAGCUGUUCUUGCUGAGACACUGGCCGAGCUUUGGUAUGCAGCUGGGCUGCAAGCUUUCGCUUGUCUCACAGGGCCGGCUGCCCGCUGAGGAGAGCACAAAGGUGGCGGUGCUCGCUGGCUUGAUGCACCUCGCGGUGUGCAUGCUGACUGUGCUGACUAUGGCCACUGCAACCGCCUAUGGCAAAGGUGCCUGCUCCGGAGCAUGGGCGUCGGUGCUGCUCUUCGCCGUGCCGGGAAUGCUGUACACUUUCACGGAGUUUCAGGUCAUACAAGCGGCUUCAGCCACCGCUUACUUCUUGCUUGCCGCGUUGCAGCUUCCGCUUCAAGACCUCGCGCUCUCCGCACUGAACAGCUCCUUCGCCAGCUUUCGCCUGUCCAUGCUGCCUGCUGUUCUUGCGGUGACCUGCGGGCUGGGUAUGCUGGUGAGUCUGGUACUCGCAGUACUGUCAGUGAUGUUGGUGAUGUCGUUGAUGCCUGUGAUGUGCUACCGGUGCAGUGAACUCACCAGAUUGACCAGGAUCACCAGUGCAUCUGCAUCAGCAAGAUUGCUCACCAGCAUCACCAUGACCGACAUCGCCAAUCCGAUCCUCUCUGAGAAGCUGCCCCGCUUCGAUCUGCCUGACGCCAGCGAUGCCGAGAAGCAUCGUGAGUGGGCCGAGAAGCUUUGGUACCGAAUGGACCGCGAUCGCAGCGGGACAGUCACAAGAGAGGAGCUCGACUGUGAUGAGUUCCAAGACAUUCUAAAGGCUACCAUUGCUCCGGGGCGUUCCAACACAAACGCUUCGUAUGCCCGGGCAGAGAUCAACGUCUCGCAGGCCCUUGAUUUCUGCAUGCGUAAAGCCGCGCAGAAUACAAGUGGUGAGCUUUCCUUCGAAGAGUUCAGCUCCUUCCUGAGGGUACUUCGCGCAGCUGGCGCAAGCAGCCGCAAGUCAGACCUCGUUUUUGCGCUUUUCGAUCUCGACCAGAGUGGGGAGUUCAUGGAGGUUUACCGCUUCUUCCUAGGGAAGAGACCAACAGCCGACAAGUUCGAAAUCGAGUGGGCGAAGCUCGAUUCGAAGGUGCAGGGCCGGGUUAGUCACAAGCAGUAUGAUCGAUGGCUGCGCGCGAGCAGCAAUCCAGUCUUCAAGUCAUAUGCGCCUGACGAUGAUGAGCCCGAGACUGCUCCCAGGCUCUCGAAGAAGGAUGCUGAUGGGCUGCUGCGGCUGACGCAGCAGAAGAGGAGCGCAUGGCGGCCACUGUGGAACGAGCGCUGGGCUUGCCAAGACCAGUCGCUUUUGAACAAGGCGCUCAUGCCGCGGCAGAAGUACAUGUUCUCACGGGUGCAAUCAGAGUCAGAGCUGCGACGCUUCUACAUGCGGCAUCCACGCUGGGAGUCCCACUACCAGAAACUCGAUGCUCCGGAGAGGCAGCCUGGAAGCUUGCCAGAAUGCUCUUCCGGCAGGAUACGCAAUCCUAUCACCGGCCAGCGCGAGCAUUGGAACCAACACUGGCAGACACCAAAGAGCGUUGACCUGGCCCCCAAGUUCACGCCCGGUUCAUUGCUCUUGCGUUGCCCUGGCAAGCCGCCGGCCCACUUGCUCCAGGGCAAGGAAGAGGAUUGAUCGCCAAGCUGCAAGCGUCAAGUUCCGGAAGGCUAGAUUGUUUUUAGGUUUCACCCGGCAUGUCUCACCUGCAGUAAGGCCUGUGAAACACAGCCUUUUUUCGAGUGUGGCAAGCCCGAAGCGAUGCGGAAUUUGUCAUGGAGAGG
Molecule: messenger RNA, 2621 nt
Organism: Effrenium voratum
Lineage: Eukaryota; Dinophyceae; Suessiales; Symbiodiniaceae
Source: the annotation of a GenBank genome assembly